AUACACGACCUGUACACAAUGUGAAAGACAUGGAAGACUCACAAUGUAGCGACUCUUCACCCACGUCGCCCUUGCGCUCUCACAGACAAAUCCCCCUUCUCCGAGCAGCGAUGGCUCCUCUCUACCGCAACCCAACCCUUGAACACAACCAACCGCACUGAACCAGAGCGCACUAACAGUUCCCGACUCCAACCUACCAGACAAAGACCGAUACAUGUUUUCAAACAUGAAUAGCAACCGAACUCCCCCCAUUCGCAUCUGGUCUGAGGCCGAGAUGCAAGCUGCAAAGUGCUUGGUUCAGUUGGCUGACCGUCGACAGCGUGUAGGAAACGAUCCUUUCAGCGACGUUCUGUCCACACCUGAGCGUUCGUCUAGCAAUGUGUCUGAAGCGGAGAUUCCUAGCCAUGUCUUCCGUCAUCUCAACGGAGACGACGCAACCUCUGCAAUUAUUAAGCUCCUGGAAGACCACGCUUUCGACGCAGAGGCCAACGCGUCCGUGGCUCUAUAUCUUGCCAGCACCACUGCACCUGACAUCCGCGCGGUGUUCGAGGGUCUCGCGCAGAAUCCUCAAGUAACCAUGAUUUUUCGGCUUCUGCGUGAGUAUGGUGUGGACGCCGUAACGAAUGCCUUCAACAUGGUUAAAGGGGUAGAGACGGCUGUUGUCGAACGUCGGGUAACCAUCCUCAAUGUUGCAAACCUUCUGAAGGAUGUGGAUGAGGAAACUACUCGAACAUCCAGUAGGGCAUCUCUCAUCCACUUGAACUAUGGGGACAGGGUGUAAACCCGAGUCAGCAACGCCGCGACUGUCCCAAAGGGGAGAGUAUGCCGAAGCUAGUGUGUCUUGAAGACAAGUGUGUGCUGGAAAAAGUGGACAAUCUCGUUCGCGAACCCAUCUGCAUCCUUAUGCUGGGGCGCAAGAUGAAUGAUUAGUACUUUGCAUAGAUCGUUGUAUCCAGCCUGGUGUAUACAAUCGCAAUAUAAUUAUAUCAAGAUCGUCUUCGUGUGCUGCAACUGUG
Messenger RNA from Westerdykella ornata, 1016 nucleotides. RefSeq lists its product as uncharacterized. The transcript has a single exon. The record is from RefSeq and is a predicted model, not a curated record. Lineage: Eukaryota; Fungi; Ascomycota; Dothideomycetes; Pleosporales; Sporormiaceae. Bases 215 to 781 code for a protein of 188 amino acids.